UCUGACCUUGAUCGCAGCCAAUCAUAUCAUACUCUGCAAAUAUUGGUACACGCGGUCCGUAGAGCUGUAAACCUUGUCGCGCUGCUAUCGACAAGUGCAGAGCAAGGCGGUACACGGGUACAGAAUUCGAACACAAGACCCAGCUGGAAACCUUCGGAUCCGACGGACUGUUGA
Molecule: messenger RNA, 174 nt
Organism: Colletotrichum orchidophilum
Lineage: Eukaryota; Fungi; Ascomycota; Sordariomycetes; Glomerellales; Glomerellaceae
Exons: 1
Source: RefSeq, a predicted model, not a curated record